Messenger RNA from Cygnus olor (mute swan), 493 nucleotides. RefSeq names its product insulin (gene INS). Bases 34 to 357 code for a protein of 107 amino acids. The record is from RefSeq and is a predicted model, not a curated record. Gene Ontology annotation, molecular function: hormone activity. The transcript is spliced from 2 exons. NCBI's taxonomy places the organism in Eukaryota, Metazoa, Chordata, Aves, Anseriformes, Anatidae. Gene Ontology annotation, cellular component: extracellular region.
UGCUUCUUACCCCUAGGCCUCAUUCUCCUUACCAUGGCUCUCUGGAUCCGGUCGCUGCCUCUCCUGGCCCUUCUCGCUCUUUCUGGCCCUGGGAUCAGCCACGCGGCUGCCAACCAGCACCUCUGUGGCUCCCACUUGGUUGAGGCUCUCUACCUGGUGUGUGGAGAGCGGGGUUUCUUCUACUCCCCCAAAACCCGACGGGACGUUGAGCAGCCUCUAGUGAGUGGUCCCCUGCAUGGUGAGGUGGGAGAGCUGCCGUUCCAACAUGAGGAAUACCAGAAAGUCAAGCGAGGCAUCGUUGAGCAAUGCUGCGAAAACCCAUGCUCCCUCUACCAACUGGAAAACUACUGCAACUAGCUGAGAGGCUGGCAGAGACACGCACUUACACUAUUGCACCUUCAAAGCAACUGAAUAAACCUUGUGGAUCUGUUGUGUCAGUUUGUGUGUCCACGGGCUGCGCUAUGUGUCCAUGGUUGGUGUGUCCAUGGUUGGU